UGGGUGUCCGUUGGCUUCUACACGGGAGCACACACUAGCAGGGAAACCCGCCCCACGAUCCACCCCGGCUUUUCUCGGUCCGUUUCCUCUCCACGUUUUUCGCUUCCACCCUCCGUACCCGGGUAGGGUCACGCUGGCUGGCCCGGUCCCUCGGCCGCCUCCCUCAGCGUCAGCCGCCUGGGAGCUUCCUCCUCCCCCGCCACGAGCCCAGCCCAGCCUCCCUCUCUUGGCUGCACCCGGCCGGAGGAGCCGGCUCUGCCUCCGUCUGCGGGCUGCCACGGCCACGACGGAGCGAGCGGCUUCCGGAGGGAGGCGCCCGUUCGCUCGAGAGGCCCCGGGGCGCCAAGCGAGCGUCCGGUGGCUUGUCGGUCGGUCCGCUGCGUGCCUUUUCGCUACAAGUUCCGUCCGUGCGGGCCGCAGUCAGCAGCUAGACCUCCCUCUGCGCUAGGCCGUUGCCGGGAGACUCCGCGGAGCGUUAAAGGGGUCGGGACUGGAGCCCGCCAGGCCGCCGCCGCCGCGAUGCCGCUGCUCUUCCUGGAGCGCUUCCCUUGGCCCAGCUUGCGCACUUACACGGCGCUCAGCGCCCUGGCCUUGCUGGGCAGCAGCCUCAGCGCCUACCGCGCCCUCAGCCAGGCCGCCGCUGAGAACCAGGAAGACCUCGGACCGCCGUCACAGCAGCCGCACCCGCGGGAGGAGAGCGACCCGUCGCCGCGGCGGCUCGGGCCGACCGCCUUGGACGUUGCCUAUUACUUGCUCUCCGACAGCCUUUGCGUCUGGGUACUGGUGAAUACUGCUUGUUGUAUUUUGAUGCUGAUUGCUAAAGUAAUACAGAGUGUUGUGUUUGGCCCUCUCCGUGUAAGCGAAAGACAGCAUCUCAAGGAUAAAUUCUGGAACUUCAUCUUCUACAAGUUUAUCUUUAUUUUUGGUGUGCUAAAUGUUCAGACAGUAGAAGAAGUGGUCAUGUGGUGCCUUUGGUUCUCUGGGCUGGUAUUUCUACAUCUCAUGGUUCAGCUCUGCAAGGAUAGGUUUGAAUAUCUCUCCUUUUCACCCACAACACCAAUGAACAGCCAUAUCAGAGUCCUAGCCCUGCUAGUAGCUAUGCUUCUUUCCUGCUGUGGGCUAGCAGUUGUGUGUGGUAUUAUUGGCUACACCCAUGGAAUGCACACAUUGUCUUUCAUGGCGGCAGAGUCCCUACUUGUUACUGUGAGAACUGUGCAUGUGAUUUUACGGUACAUCAUUCAUCUCUGGGAUCUGAACCAUGAAGGCACCUGGGAAAGCAAGGGAACAUACGUUUAUUACACGGAUUUCAUCAUGGAGCUAAUGCUUCUGUUACUGGAUCUGAUGCAUCAUAUUCACAUGCUGCUGUUUGGCAAUAUUUGGUUGUCUAUGGCCAGCCUGGUGAUCUUUAUGCAACUGCGUUACCUGUUCCACGAGGUUCAGCGCAGACUUCGCCGCCACAAGAACUACCUGCGUGUGGUUGGAAAUAUGGAAGCAAGGUUUGCAGUGGCAACUCCUGAGGAGCUAGCAGCCAACAAUGAUGACUGUGCCAUUUGCUGGGACUCCAUGCAGGCUGCACGUAAACUCCCUUGUGGACAUCUUUUCCAUAACUCAUGCCUACGUUCCUGGCUUGAACAAGACACUUCCUGUCCCACCUGUAGAAUGUCCCUGAAUAUCACUGACAACCAUCACACCAGAGAGGAUCACCAAAGAGAGAACCUGGAUGAAAAUUUGGCUCCUGUGGCAGUAGCUGAAGGCAGACCUCACCUGAACCAGCACAAUCACUUUUUCCAUUUUGAUGGCUCCCGCAUCGCUAGCUGGCUGCCCAGCUUUUCAGUGGAGGUGAUGCAUACCACCAAUAUUCUUGGUAUCGCACAGGCAAGCAACUCUCAGCUCAAUCCUAUGGCACACCAGAUUCAGGAAAUGUUUCCUCAGGUUCCAUACCACCUGAUUCUGCAGGAUCUGCAGCUGACACGUUCUGUGGAAAUUACGACGGACAACAUUUUAGAGGGGCGAAUCCAAGUGCCUUUCCCGACACAGCGUUCAGAUAGCAUCAGACCUGCGUUGAACAGUCCCCUGGAAAGACACAACACUGAUCAGGAGGACACUGAAGAGGUUACUCAGACUGAGAGAGACCCACUGGAACUCAACUCAAGGUUGGAAGAGAUGGCAGAGUUUGACGAGACAGAAGCAGAAUCUGCUGAGACGGAAGACUUUGAAGUGAGAGGGAGCCGUUUUUCCAAGUCAGCUGACGAAAGACAGAGGAUGUUAGUCCAGAGGAAGGAAGACCUGUUGCAACAAGCUCGCAGGCGUUACCUCAGCAAAAGCUCCGACGACCCUGCUUCAGAUGUCUACUUGCAGGCUGAAGGAGCGGCUUCAGACCCCGUCACCCUGCGCCGCAGAAUGCUGGCUGCUGCCGCAGAGCGAAGGCUUCAGAAGCAGCACCCAUCUUAACGCUUCCCGUCUCCUCCUGUUCCUCUUCCACGCGAGCAACGUUUAUGCCAACCUGCACUCUCCCUAUCAGUGAGGAGGGUCUCUUCAGAGCUCAGCAAGUGCGCUGAGGACGAGUGAUCUGGCUGCGUCUUCACUGUAUAAAGCAUGUGAUCUAAUAAGUGUUUGGACAGCUGACAAAUUAACCUUCCUUGGGUAAUUUUUUUUAAAGUGACACACAUCCCUCCGCUCCCCACUUCACAAACAAAAAAAUGCAGUCUUUACAGCCCUGGGCAUGGUGUGCUGCUUAAAGCGAGAUGCAGGGGACAGUGGCUGCGGAGGGCCAGGUCCAUUUGCUGCUUCUGUUCACUGUGCUUGCUGGUACGUCCCAGUUAAGCUCUUUUAAAGUGGAAGCUGAGCAAGUGAGAAAUGAAGGGUUAUAUUGACAAAAGUCCUCUCCUAAGUAAGCAAGCAUCAUUGCCAAGCCAUCACACGUCUCAAGAAUGAGGUGUUAGUUUUUUAAAACACAGAUACAAGAUGGAUGCCUUUGCAGAGUCUUUAGGAUAAAAGUGGCAUUUCUAAGCACUGGAGCAUGGAAGUAGAGUGCACCAACAGGAGGAGACAUCUUAGAGUGGAAGAUGUUAGGCUAAGUUUUAGAGCACUGGCUCCAAGAUGGACAGGUUGAACAUUCCUGGACUCUUUUUUUUUCUGCCAGGAGGCUGGUUUGUUUUUUCUAUGCAUUUCAUUGCCAGCAACAAACCUACGGCCAAAGGAAAAACAUAGGCAUACAGGGCACGAGCCCAGCUAUCUUAGGCAUCUUUAAUUCAACAUUUCAGUAAGCACGUAAACAGUGAUGAAGAUUGUUCUCAGAGGCAAUCUGCAAAGAAGGUUUCAUACAGGAACGGAAGUUGGCCAUUUGAGAGGCGAGGGAGCGCGCAAAAGUAUAUUUUUUUAAUCUUGCAUUUGGCAAUACUACAUAUGCCCAUUAGCUUAAUCAUAUUUGAGAGAAUUGAGGGCUACUAGACCUUAGGCUAAGCGUGAUCAAACUUUAUCUUAGUAUUGUAAAACUCUGGUAGAUGUAUUGGAGAUCUCUGGUCUUAGGUGCGUAAAUGAGUUUUAUAAUGGCAACCAAGUCAUUUUUAAGUGUUUGAGUAUCAUUGUCCUUCAGAACGUGCCCAGUAUUAAAAAAAAAAAAUGGAAAUUUUUACAGCAGGUUUUUAGGGUAUCUGAAGGUGACUUAAGAAAACAUGAAUUGUGUAAAUGUUAAGUGAAGAUAACUUAUUUCAAUAAACCCCUUUGGGAAGCCUUACCUUGCAACGCUGUUAGUAAACUUUGAAAGAAGAAAAAAAACUCUUGUGAUUCAGUUUUGCUUAGAGCACAGCUCUUUGUUUUUAUUGUUUUUUUAAAAAAGAAAAUAAAUUCUUGAUCAGUGUUGGAAAUGUUGCAAA
Messenger RNA from Rhineura floridana, 3875 nucleotides. It is a transcript of the gene AMFR, whose product is annotated as autocrine motility factor receptor. Lineage: Eukaryota; Metazoa; Chordata; Lepidosauria; Squamata; Rhineuridae. Gene Ontology annotation, cellular component: ubiquitin ligase complex; endoplasmic reticulum; cytosol. Gene Ontology annotation, biological process: ubiquitin-dependent protein catabolic process; endoplasmic reticulum unfolded protein response; protein K48-linked ubiquitination. The record is from RefSeq and is a predicted model, not a curated record. The coding region runs from base 520 to 2451 and encodes 643 amino acids. Gene Ontology annotation, molecular function: ubiquitin protein ligase activity; ubiquitin binding. The transcript is spliced from 14 exons.